Messenger RNA from Spirodela intermedia, 615 nucleotides. NCBI's taxonomy places the organism in Eukaryota, Viridiplantae, Streptophyta, Magnoliopsida, Alismatales, Araceae. The record is from the annotation of a GenBank genome assembly.
AUGAACAAUAGGGAGAGCCGUGACUUCAUGGCCGUCGACACCUUCUCUCAGCUGCCCUUCAUCCGGCCGGUGCCGGCUGCGGUGAAAGAGAUCCCCAGAAUCCCCUCCGGCGGCGCCGUCCGGUUGUUCGGCAUCGAGUUCCCCAACGGCGGCGGCGUCGCCGGAGGAGGAGGAGGAGGAGGAGGAGGAGGAGGAGGAGGAGGAGGAGAAGGUCGCCGGAAGUUCGAGUGCCACUAUUGCCGCAGGAAUUUCCCCACCUCGCAGGCUCUGGGCGGCCACCAGAACGCCCACAAGCGCGAGCGCCAGAUCACCAGGAGGGCACACCACCCCGGCGCUGGCGGCGCCGCCUACCGCCUCCGGGCUUACGCGCCUUGGAACGGCAUCGCCCACGGCGGAAUCCCGGGAACCCACUUCCACGGCGGCGGCGGGCCUCUUCCCCGGACAAUCGACGGCAGCCCUUUGCCGUUUCUGUGGGGGCUUCCGGCGGUGCAAGGCGGUGGCGGUGGCGGAGGGAUGAUGGGAGCCUCUUCCGCAGCGCUGGCGCCGGCGGGUCGGCUCGUGUACGGAUCGGCGACCGGAGUGCAGGAUCAGUUGAGUCUGGACUUGCGACUGUAA